Mus caroli (Ryukyu mouse) is the source of this 5131-nucleotide messenger RNA. NCBI's taxonomy places the organism in Eukaryota, Metazoa, Chordata, Mammalia, Rodentia, Muridae. The record is from RefSeq and is a predicted model, not a curated record.
CAGGCGCAGAGGCGGCGAGCGUCUCAGGAAGAGGAAAAUGGCAUAAACAAGUCGGGAGGACCCGGAGCGCGAGCCGACGAGCGAGCGGAGGGCAAGAGUUUAAAAACAAACCGGCGGCUCCCUCCCGCCGUGCCUUUGCCCCACAGCUUCCGGUCGCCGUCGUCUCAGGGUCGUUUUCCCCGCAGCCCCGGCCGCGCGCCCACCGCGGCGUCCCGCGCGGCCCCUUUAAGGACAGCGGAGAGGGAGAGGGAGAAUCCCUGCUCGCCGCCCGCCCGCCCUUCCCCCUCCCCGGGCGGCUCCGGCUCCCUCAGCGGGGCCCAACCCGCCCGCCCGGCUUCCAUCCGGCUCCGGCUCCGGCGGCGGCUCCUUCCCGCCCUCGUCUAUGGUGGCGGCGGCAGCGGCGGCGGGGGACGCGGCUGCGGCGUGGCCAUGAACAGUGGCGGCGGCGGUGGCCUCCCGCCCCCCUCGGCCGCUGCCUCGCCGUCGUCGUCCUCGCUGGCGGCGGCCGUGGCGGUGGCGGUGGCGGCCUCGUCGGGCGUCGGGGGCGUCCCCGGCGGGCCGGCGGCGGCGGCGGCGGCGGCGGGCGUGAAGCUCAAGUACUGCCGCUACUACGCCAAGGACAAGACGUGCUUCUACGGCGAGGAGUGUCAGUUCCUGCACGAGGACCCAGCCGCCGGCGCGGCCCCGGGACUCGGCCUCCAUAGCAACAGCGUCCCGCUGGCGCUGGCGGCCGCGGCCGGGGCCGCCUUUCCUCCGGGAGCGCUCCCGGGCGGGGGAGCGGGGCCGCCCGCCGGGCCCAAGAAGCCGGAGUUGGGCGUCCCGGGGGCGGCGACCGCGGGCGGCGGACUCGAUGGCCCGCGGGUGGCGAUUCCGGGAAUGGAUGGAGGUGCUUUAACUGAUGCAAGUCUGACAGAGUCCUAUUUCAGCACCAGCUUUAUUGGAGUCAAUGGAUUUGGAAGCCCUGUAGAAACAAAGUAUCCCUUGAUGCAGAGAAUGACUAGUAGUAGCAGCUCCCCAAGCCUUCUAAAUGACAGUGCCAAGCCAUACACAGGCCACGAUCUUCUGACUUCAUCUGCUUCAUCCUUGUUUAAUGACUUCGGUGCCCUCAACAUCUCCCAGAGAAGGAAGACACCAAAUCCUACUGCAAGCGAAUUUAUACCUAAAGGAGGAUCAACCUCCAGGCUGAGUAACGUGUCCCAGUCAAAUAUGUCUGCCUUCUCUCAAGUUUUCUCUCACCCAUCCAUGGGAAGUCCUGCUACUGCUGGAUUAGCACCAGGAAUGUCACUGUCUGCUGGAUCUUCCCCUCUCCAUUCCCCAAAAAUUACUCCACACACCUCUCCUGCUCCUAGAAGAAGAAGCCACACUCCAAACCCAGCAAGUUUCAUGGUGCCGCCUAGUGCCUCCACUCCUGCCAAUAACCCUGUUCCUCAGACUGCGUCCUCUGGUCAGGUGAUCCAGAAGGAGACUGUCGGGGGGACGACUUACUUCUAUACAGAUACAACCCCAGCACCUUUGACUGGAAUGGUAUUUCCAAACUAUCAUAUUUAUCCUCCAACCGCACCUCAUGUUGCUUAUAUGCAACCAAAAGCAAAUGCACCUUCCUUCUUUAUGGCCGACGAGCUCCGACAGGUAUGCUCUCAGAAGCCAGCACAGACACUGACCGUUGGCUCUGCCUUAGAGUGGGAAAGAAUAGACCGAGUGCUCGUGUGUGGUCACGCACAGUCCAGUCCCCUAAGCAAGCAGAUUGUUUAUGAAUGCCUGUCAUUGACAGUUAUCUUUCUGCCACUUACUCUAGCAGUCCCCACAGAAGUUGACAGUUACCAUAGCCUGUUCCCUCUAGAACCACUGCCACCUCCCAACCGGAUACAGAAAUCAAGUAAUUUUGGAUAUAUCACGUCUUGCUACAAAGCUGUAAAUAGCAAAGAUGAUCUGCCAUAUUGCCUUCGGAGGAUACAUGGUUUUCGUCUUGUUAACACAAAGUGCAUGGUGUUGGUUGAUAUGUGGAAAAAAAUUCAGCACUCAAAUAUUGUAACUCUGCGUGAAGUGUUUACCACUAAAGCAUUUGCCGAGCCUUCUCUGGUGUUCGCCUAUGAUUUCCAUGCUGGAGGAGAAACUAUGAUGAGCAGACACUUUAAUGACCCGAAUUCUGAUGCCUACUUCACAAAGAGAAAGUGGGGCCAGCAUGACGGACCACUGCCCAGGCAGCAUGCUGGACUGUUACCAGAGUCUCUCAUCUGGGCCUACAUUGUCCAGCUGAGCUCUGCUCUGCGGACCAUUCAUACGGCAGGCUUAGCGUGUAGAGUAAUGGACCCAACGAAGAUUCUGAUAACCAGCAAAACAAGGUUACGAGUAAAUUGUGUAGGAGUUUUUGAUGUUUUAACAUUUGAUAACAGUCAAAAUAAUAAUCCUUUGGCAUUAAUGGCUCAGUACCAGCAAGCAGAUCUGAUAUCAUUAGGAAAAGUUGUGUUGGCUUUGGCUUGCAACUCUUUGGCAGGAAUUCAGCGAGAAAAUUUACAGAAAGCCAUGGAAUUGGUGACAAUCAACUACUCCUCUGACCUGAAGAACCUCAUCUUGUACUUGUUGACUGACCAAAACAGGAUGCGGAGUGUGAAUGACAUCAUGCCCAUGAUUGGUGCUCGGUUUUACACUCAAUUGGAUGCUGCUCAAAUGAGAAAUGAUGUUAUCGAGGAAGACCUUGCUAAGGAGGUUCAAAAUGGAAGACUGUUUAGGCUUCUAGCAAAAUUGGGAACAAUCAACGAGAGGCCGGAGUUUCAGAAGGAUCCAACCUGGUCAGAGACUGGAGACAGAUACCUUUUGAAACUCUUUAGAGAUCAUCUCUUUCAUCAGGUGACAGAAGCAGGUGCUCCUUGGAUCGACCUCAGUCACAUCAUUUCUUGUCUUAACAAGCUAGAUGCUGGUGUGCCAGAAAAAAUCAGCCUGAUUUCCAGAGACGAGAAGAGCGUGCUGGUGGUGACAUACAGUGACCUAAAACGCUGCUUUGAAAAUACCUUUCAAGAACUGAUUGCGGCUGCAAAUGGUAACGAUCGGAACAGUAACUGAAGGAGCAGGCGCUGCUCUUCUCCAGGUUCAUCUAGAGGCUUCUUCAGAGAGGCGUCUGCCUGCCAGUCACAUACACUUAUAUUGACGUAAUUUUUAAUAGCAAAAUGAAAUUGUGCUGAAGGCCUAAACGUGGAGGAGUUAUAUUACCUUAGGGUCUUUCCAGUUUGUGUGUUUGGGGGUUUUUUUUUUUGUUUUGUUUUUUUGUUUUGUUUUUGUUUUUUUGUUUUUGUCUUUGAACUACAGCUUUAUAAUGGUACUUUACACUGGAUAGACUCAGACACUGUCGAAGGUGAGCUGAGCACAGCAGUGGCCUGAUGCUUUGCGCCUGACUCUGGAGGGACACUUUUCUGCUGUGCCUUCGCACUCACUGCUUAACCCAAAGGACCGGGACUUUUGAUAGAACUCACCCUGUAGGGUCGGUCAUCUGAGAAGGCCAUUUCAAAAGUUGGAGUUUUCCUCCAUGGAACUUACUAUUUGGACAUGCAGUUGUCGCCAAACUCAAGUAUUGUGGGAUUUGUGGUUACUUCGAUACUGAAGACUGCCAAAUACAUUGGGAUUUUCUCUUAAACAGCCGCCAUGAAGACUUCAUCUCCUUCCUGGUGCCGCGUCUUGAGCGCACACUGGGUGUGCACCCCAUACCUGGGAAGAAAUGUGGGGAUUCGGAGGUCAGGACAGACUCCCAGCACUUGCAACUGAUGUUACUGUCUUCGUUUUUAACAAGUAUGCGUAUUUGUAUAUUUCAGAGAAGUUUUUAACAUUUCUCUGUCCACUUUUUAUAAGCUUUAAAAUGAUUUUUCUCUGCCUUGAAAUUUGCAUCAAGAAAAAGCACCUCUCUUCACUGAAAGCUUUGAGGACUAGAGACACACUUCCCAUGUCUAACAAGCACGUCUGUAUCCGAGAGCGCUAGCAUCAGUUGUUAAUGAGAAAAUCAAUUACUGCAUUUGAUCUGGAUGGAUUUUUAAAAGAACAUAAUGUUCAAUAUUCCAAGGAUAAUGAACAUUUGCCACCAUGAUGUUCCUUGUGUUUAAAGGGAACGAGAACUUUUGGUGUACCACGCAGAAGUCUUUAUCAUUAGCUCAUGUAUUUGAGGAAGAGCAGCUGUCUUUUUAUAUGUUUUUUGACAAAUCAUAUUGUAAUUCUUUUGUACAAAAAAGAACUACUUGUAUUCUAGAAGAAAUAUGAAAUGCUUAAUUUAUAAGCGGGCUGGAGAUUUUUUUCCAAUAUUGUUUUCUUUGAAAAUGAAAGGGGAUCAUCUAUUUUAGUUUUGGGGGCCUGGGAACUUUUUGAAAAUUUUCAUUUGUGGACCAAUGUUAUGUGAAUGCUAAGGGCGGGCAGGGGUAACAUAGGGCUCGGACCUCUAGUCCUGCAUAGACCAGCAAACUCCCCUCUGCAAGGCAGGUUCACAUCACAACCCCGAGUGUCUGCAUCAGAAAUGCUAGUCUGCUUCUGCCCCAGCAACCUCAGGACUUGGUUUGGGUAUAAAAGGUAGUCAGCUGAAAGUUCCUAAGUAAAUAGUGUCAGCCAGAAAACAGUCGGUGUCAGGUGAUACGUAUUUCUUAGCUUUGUUUUAUAUUUAUUUUUCGUUUCAUUUUCAUUGGGAAUGGUUUUCAAAAGAACUCUUGCGUUCUGCUUUGAUGGGUUUCUUUGUUUUUCCGUUUCCUGGGAGCCCUCUUUCCCCAGUGUAAACCCAUACAGGGGGUUGUCUGAAAGUUACGAUUUAGUGCAUCGAAUGAAGGGUGUGAGCUCAUCAUAACUCCCUGUUAUGACAGACACAGCACGGAAAGGACAACCCUUGAAAUCAUGUCGCGUCGUCACUUCAGCUGUGUACCCAUCUCCAGUCCUGUUAGUGUAUUCACUUCCCUGCAGAUAACUUUGAGGGUGCCCUUAUAUUCAGCUUUGACCUUGGUUCUGUCAUUGGAUAGCAACAUUGUCUCUAGAAAGCACCAGUGCGUUUAAGUUCUAAUGUCACAAUCCCAGUACCUGUUGCUCAUCUUAACCCUGUUUUCAGUCUCUAUGUGUAUAGCAGUAUUUUUUAAUAAAGAAUUGCAGAAAUAAACUUGUAUUUCUGUUG